Messenger RNA from Panicum virgatum (switchgrass), 3605 nucleotides. RefSeq names its product cation/H(+) antiporter 15-like. Gene Ontology annotation, molecular function: antiporter activity. Gene Ontology annotation, cellular component: membrane; endomembrane system. The record is from RefSeq and is a predicted model, not a curated record. The transcript is spliced from 2 exons. Bases 959 to 3508 code for a protein of 849 amino acids. Gene Ontology annotation, biological process: regulation of pH; proton transmembrane transport. Lineage: Eukaryota; Viridiplantae; Streptophyta; Magnoliopsida; Poales; Poaceae.
UUGCUGCUUUUUCUCUUUUUUUUUUCUUUUUUUAGAGGAAACUGCUGCUUGACACGGGCAAGAAUGCAAGCAGCAAGCCAAAUCUUUUUUUUUUUUACACAAGCAGCAAGCCAAAUCUUGUUAUGGGCUGGAUCGGCAAAUUUUCAGUACAUGCAGAGAGAGAAGGCCGGCCCGUCAGCUUUCCUUCCAAAUCAUCCAUGGGCCAUGCCGGCCUUAAUGCACGAAGAAGGGACAAGCAAAGAAAACUUGCAAAAUCAUAAGUAAUUUAUUUUAAAUCAAAAAAUAUGAAAUGACUAUCAAAAGUUUUCUAAAAGGUAACCUAUUUGUUGGCACUAUACUUGUCGGUUAUCCGGAUCCAGUUUUUUAUGUUCAUAGUGUUUCAUUGCUUAUAGUUGUGCCUAUUAUUUUUGAGUAGAUAAGAUUCAAAUAGAGCAAUCAUAGAUAUGUUAUAUUUUUAGAAAAAGUUUAGUACUAAUUUCAUAUUUUUCUAAUUUAAAUGAAUUUGUUAUGAUUUUUUUGGAUCUAAUUAGAUUGUUUUAACUUCUAAAAAAUACAAAACCACCUUUUCUAAGCACCAAAUUUGCUCGAUUUUAACAGCUAGAUGGCCUAUGUUAGCCAAUUUUGUAUUGGAAUGUUGAAAAUCGGAUUUUUGUGAUAGUUCAAGAAGGUAAACUAGAUUUUUUUUUCCCUUUUUAUACUGAAAUAAAAUGAGCUCGUUCCGUGCAGAGCUCACAGCCACAAAAUAAAAGUAAGCACAACUAGUACACAAGUGCAUGCCAUGCAGUUGGACGAAAAUAGCUGCUGCUUCCUGUGAUCACUCCUCACCCCACACACGCACUUCAUUCUCUCACUCCUUCCCUUGCCGCACGACAGCCUCCAGCGAUCAUCGCUAGUCAUCGCCGGCGACGAAUUGAUCGAGAACGGGCCGACGAGGAGGAGGAGGCCGGAUUACUGAUAGAUGGCGUCGACGGCGGUGAGCGACCCGCUGGAGGAGCUAUGGAAGCACACCAUGUCGUCGGACAGGACGGACCUGCUGUGCUUGUACCCCAGCAAGAUCACCAUGAGCGGCAUCUGGACGGGGGACAACCCGCUCGACUUCUCCCUCCCGCUGCUCCUCUUCCAGAUCAUCCUCAUCACCACCACCACCCGCGCCGUCGCGCUCCUGCUCACCCCGCUCCGCCUCCCGCGCUACAUCGCCGAGAUCCUCGCCGGCUUCCUCCUCGGGCCCUCCGUGCUCGGCCGCAUCCCCCACUUCUCCGACAUCGCCUUCCCCAUCCGCAGCCUCUUCAUCCUCGAGUCCAUGUCCCUCCUCGGCCUCAUCUACUACACCUUCACCAUCGGCGUCGAGAUCGAGCUCCACACCGUGCUCCGCGCUGGCCGCCGGAGCUUCUGGUUCGCCGCCGCCUCCGCGUUCCCGCCCUUCCUCGUCGGCGCCGCCACCGGCUACGUCGCGGUCAGCACCGACGGCACAAGGAGGACCGCGGACCAGUUCCUCAACACCCUCUCCUUCCCUGUUUUCCUCGGCGCCACCUUCUGCGCCACUGCCUUCUCCGUGCUCGCACGCAACAUCGCCCAGCUCAAGCUCGCCGGCACCGACGUCGGCCAGCUCUCCAUCUCCGCCUCCCUCAUCAACGACACCUUCGCGUGGGGCGGCCUCACCGUCGCCACCGCGCUCGCGCACGUGCGCUACGGCAUGGUCCCGUGCUUCUGGACCAUCGCCUCGGGCUUCCUCAUCGUCGGCGCCAGCUACCUCGUCGUCCGGCCGAUGCUUCUGCGGCUGGCGGGGCGUGUCGCCGAGGGGGAGGUGGUCACCGAGCUGCAUGAGUGCUCGGUGCUCAUCGGCGUCAUGGUCGCGGCGCUCGUGGCCGACGCCGGGGGCACGCACGCCAUCUUCGGCGCGUUCGUGUUCGGCCUCGCCGUGCCCAACGGGCCGGUCGGCGUGGCGAUCGUGGAGAAGGUGGAGGAUUUUGUGGUGGGGACGCUGCUGCCCCUCUUCUUCGCCAUGAGCGGCCUCCGCACGGACACCGCCAAGAUCACCAGCAUGAGCGCUGCGGUGCUGUUGAUGGUGGCGGCACUGGCCGCGGCGAUCCUCAAGGUUGUCGCUGCGGUCACCGUGGCCGGCGCGUUUGGCAUGCCGCUGCACGAUGGCACUUCCAUCGGGCUGCUGCUCAACACCAAGGGAGUCAUCGAGCUUGUCAUCCUCAACAUUGGAAAGAACAAAAAGAUCAUGAGCGACCAGUCGUUCACGGUUCUGGUGUUCAUGUCGGCGCUGAUCACGGCGCUGGUGACGCCGCUGCUGGCCAUGGUCGUCAAGCCGGCGCGGCGGCUCGUGUUCUACAAGCGGCGCACCAUCGCGUGGGCGCAGCCCGAGUCGGAGUUCCGUGUGCUGGCCUGCGUCCACAUGCCGCGCGACGUGCCCGCGCUGCUGACCCUCCUCGACGUGGCCUCGCCCUCCGACCGCUCGCCGGUGGCGGUCCAAGCCCUGCACCUGAUCGAGUUCGCCGGCCGGUCGUCGGCCCUGCUCCUCAUCAACGCCUCCGCGCCGUCGUCCUCCUUCGAGCACUCCACGCACGGGCGCAGCCAGGUGGAGCUGCAGUUCAAGCACAUCUCCCACGCCUUCCUGGCCUACGAGGAGAACGUGCCGGGCGUCACGGCGCGCACGGUGGCCGCCGUGUCGCCGUACGCGACCAUGCACGACGACGUGACCGCCGCCGCCGAGGACCGGCACGCGGCGCUGAUCCUGCUGCCCUUCCACAAGCACCGGUCGGUGGACGGCGGCCUGGAGGUGUUCCACCCGGCGAUCCAGCCGCUCAACCAGAACAUCCAGCGCUUCUCGCCGUGCACGGUGGGCAUCCUCGUGGACCGCGGCCUGGGCGGCGUGCCCGGCGCCGGGUGCCGCGUGGCGGCGCUCUUCUUCGGCGGGCGCGACGACCGCGAGGCGGUGGCUCUGGCGACGCGCAUGGUGUGCAACCCGGCCAUCGACCUGACGGUGCUCCGCUUCGUCCAGAAGGGCGGCGGGGGCUUCAUGGGAGGCGCCGAUCAGUUCGACGCGCUCAAGGAGCGCAAGGCCGACGACGCGUGCCUGCGGGAGUUCCUGGACCGGGCCAACAGCAUGAGCGCCGGCGGCGGCGGCGGCGCGGGCGUGGAGUACCGGGAACGGGGCGUGUUCAACGCGAGCGAGAUGGUGGCGCAGAUCCAGGAGGUGGAGGCGCUGGGGAAGGACCUGUUCGUGGUGGGGAAGGUGCCGGGGCUCCCGGCGCUGACGGCGGGGAUGGCGGAGUGGACCGAGUGCCCGGAGCUGGGGCCGAUCGGGGACCUGCUGGCGUCGAGGGACUUCCAGACGGUGGCGUCGGUGCUGGUGGUGCAGUCGUACGCGAGGCCGUCUGCCGGGGCGGUUUCAGGGGAGCUGGGGGGCUAUGGCGGCGACGGCGGCGUGCCCGCGGCGGGGAGGCCGCCACGGCCAGAUCAUAUCCGUAGGAAUAGCAUUGGGAUGGGGAGCUGGAGCUAGAGAGAGGACUGGGAAUACCAUUGGAAACGCCAUCGCUGGCAGUUCUUUGAAUUCCAUAUUAAUUAGCCUGGAGAACAAGUCAUCUUCAUGGUUGCUA